GCGACCACAAUAUGAGUAUACGAUGAACAUUUCUAAAGUACUUCUCACUUUAUGAAAUUUCCUCACGAAGCCGACCACCAUUUCAUGCUGCCAUGGAGACAGGCAACUCGACUAGUGGCUCCAUAAACAUUGUAUGGAAUGAAGCCAUUGUGAACAAAAUUAACGACUUAAUUUUCGAUAAAAUCUACAGACCAAGUUUCAUCUACACAAUUAUUCUACUUGUGAUUGGCUGUUUAGGAAAUUCUGUUGUCUUCUACAUUUAUUUUACACGAUGGAGGAAGACAACAACGUCCAGGGUUUUCAUCUUAGCGCUUGCAGUGUUCGACUUGAUCAACAAUUUCAUUGCCACUCCGACAGAACUGUAUUUCAUGCUUAACUGGUUUCAAACAACAAACGGAGGUUUGUGCAAGUUUUCACGAUUUUUUACCCUUAUGAUGAACAACUGCUCGUCCGUGACUUUGCUUGGCAUAGCGCUGGAUCGGUACAGGAGCAUUUGUCGACCGUUUCAAACACAGAUGUCCGCGAAAAAAGUGAAAAUAAUUGUUUUCGUCGGAGUAUUUGUGGCCGUUGUCUGUGCAUGUCCUGCACUAGUUGUCUAUGGUAUACAAUCAAUUACACUUCCAAUAACCCUCAAAACGUAUAUCGUAGUCAAGAUGUGCAUGUUUGAGGAUGGUUUCGUGGAUACCGUCUACCGAAUAGUCCUAUUAGCAGGCAAUCUGUUAAUUGACAUCACACUUAUCAUAGCCUACAGUUUCAUCGCCAUUCAUUUAAACAGGAGAGGGUCAUCAUUUUUAUGUCAAACAUCCAAAGAUAUGAGAAAAGACAGUCAGAGCUACAGUCAAUCGAACACGGAGGAUGUUUUCUUGGAUGAUAAAAAUUCGGGGGAAAGUCCUUCAAUACUGAAAAAAAAUUCCAAGCAACAUGGCAGUAGUCAGGAGAAAUCGGAUUCUGAGAGCCAAGAAUUUUUGAUACAUUAUUCAAUGGAACCUACAGCAAUGGAUUUAUUUGAACCACUUUCAACAAUUCAUGAAGAGGCUGUCUAUGAAGACUAUAAUGUUCAGCUCAAAUACUUAAAUGAUGAAGAUUCAGUAUCAGAAGCAUUCACUUCAGCAGCCCAGAAAAAGGCACAAGACGAUCCCCUUUUACAACACUGGAUCAAUCUAUGUCUUGAAAACAUCCAACUGAGGAGAGACUUGGAAAGAGAGUUGUUGGAAUACAAAGAAAAUAUAGGAGUUAAUUCCAAAAAGCUUCUGGAACAGGAUCUUUUCGAACUCCAUGAAAAAUUGUGUGAACUUGAAAGUACACAUGAACAAAUGGAGAUAGAUUUAGGUGCUAGAGAUCCAUGGGGAAAGUUGUCUGUCGAUGAACUUAAAGAACGGAUUCAAGAAAAGAAAAAGAAUACGAAUCAAAAUGAUCGACAGAUUCUUAAUGAACCAGUGGAUCAGGCAACGUCCAUGUACAAUCCAAUUCAGAGAAACCAAAAUAAAGCCAAUGAAGAAUAUGUGAAUGGCAGAAACUCUGGAAAACUCGUUUUCAAGCAAAUCCAGAUAGAUAAAAAUAAAAGCCAAUCCGUAAGGGGUCUUUCUAAGGAAAGGAAAGAACGGGUUGUGAAGGAUAAGAUAAACAGAAGAAUUUUCGGAGGACACAAAAAGCGAGGGUAAAGGGAGAAUUGAAAUCAUAGUCAAAGAUCAAGUUCCACACUUUCCACCUCCAAGACUUAAAGGAACUCACGAUCUAACAACGAAGUUGCCGUAUUGUGAAAAUGCAACAGGCAAUGGAGUUGAACUACCAAAAAUACCAAACAAUUCACAAAAGAAACGCGUCACUAGCUCCUCAUCACAGCGGAUCAAAAGUGCCAGUAAGCUGCCAGAAAUUCAGACUCCAAGAGCACAGACUCGGGUCGAUCAGGCAUUUUUUAGUACAUCUGAUUCAACACAAACUGAUUUACCAUCUAAGCAGCGACAGAAACACGGCAUCUGCGAACAGAACGCUAGUGUCACUCAAACUUCUCACAACACCCUUCCUACAUUGGUGAAAACUCCAAAAACACAACAGGACAUUCGUAAUGUUUCCAAGUUCCAAAACGAAAAAAGAAGCAAGCCCUUAAUAAUACACAUGCUUACGACAUUCUAAUUAUACAACACAACGACAUCGAUGAGUCAGACAAUUACACAUCAAACAUUCAAGAAAUUCCUAAAUGUCCUCCAUUGCCAAAAAUCCCCACAGAUCAUCGUCCUUUUCGAAAUAAGACUGUUUGUAGGAAAACACCUUCCAUUCCCCCCAAAGAUACAGGAACCAAACUGGAAGACUGGUGAUACUACAGAGUUUGUCCGGGUGGGAACCGAAAAACAUUUGCAUGACAUAGCUAUUUGAAAUACAUGUAAUUAUUCAGUGAAGCUCUAAUCUAUAUGACGAACGAAUUCAAAGAUGGAAUGAUCACAACAGCUGAAGAACAUCAGAAAAUGAUGAAAACCAUUGACUGAUAAUAAUUAUACCAACUUCAGAAGAUUUGAUUAGAUAGAAUGAUAGCCAUUUCUCUCAAUAUCUACUGGCAUUAGAUGGGAAUGUAUUAUCGGAUGUCAAAUAAAAUCGUCAAAAAUGAUGUCAGAUAGUCCUGGCCUGGAUUGCUCAAAAUAAACUUAAGUCGAAACUUGGAUUCAAGUUUGAGACUUUAUCCAAAUUUUGACUGCUCAAGUAAAUGAAAACUCAAACUUAA
Molecule: messenger RNA, 2716 nt
Organism: Ostrea edulis (European flat oyster)
Lineage: Eukaryota; Metazoa; Mollusca; Bivalvia; Ostreida; Ostreidae
Exons: 6
Coding region: 93-1661 (522 amino acids)
Biological process (GO): neuropeptide signaling pathway
Cellular component (GO): membrane
Molecular function (GO): neuropeptide receptor activity
Source: RefSeq, a predicted model, not a curated record